UCAAUCUAGUUUUUACAUCUCUUUCUUAUUUUUUGGAAUGUUAUCUUUACAUUUGUAUACAAAAAUAAUACCGGGAGUUAAUUCAAUUAUUCCAAGGACGAGUAUAGGACAAUCUUUUUUAACUCGUCAUCCAAUACAAAAUGCAAUCCAAUCACCUUUAAUUUCAUCAAGUUUGAUAAUUCAACAAAAAAGAACUGGGACUGCGAAACCGAAAUAUAAAACACCUAAGGAAAAACAAGUAAAAACUUUAGGAUUUAAACAAAAAAAGACUAAAAAAGAAUCUUCGAGAGAUGUGGAAAUCGCCAGUACAAGUAGUUCUGGACGGGGUGGUGAAGAGUUUUACAAGCCUGCUCCUGAUGUUAUUUUAAAUGAUAUGUUUCCGGAAGUUUUUACCAAUGAAAAUGUUGGUAAAAUUUAUCAAAUUCCUAAAGAGGUCAUUCCAAAAUUUAAAGUAUUUAAGUUUCCAAUGUCGUUAUCCAAAGAGUUUGAACUAUUUCACAACUCAUCAUUAGUCGUUCGUCAAUCAUCAGUAGAAUUGAUAAAGCUACUUGAGGAAGCAUCCACAUUACCUAGUACAAAAAAUAGACACAUUAUAUCAGGACCGUUGGGUAUCGGUAAAAGCGCGUUACUUAUGCAGGCUGUUAAUUAUGCAAUGUGUAAACCAUGGAUUGUAAUUUAUAUUCCACAUGCUGUUCAAUAUGUAAAUAGUACUUCUCCAUAUAUGAAGGUGGAAUCAACAGGUGAAUUUAUACAACCUACAUUGACUAUGUCAUUGUUGCAACAAAUCAAGCUUGUAAAUGAGCCUUACCUAAGAAACAUCAAUCUUAGAAGAGGCCAUCAAAUACAUCGUCAUGUAAUUAAGGAUAAAAAUACAUCUCAAUUACUGGAAAUAGGAAUAAAUGAUCCUCAUUCUGCACAGGAAGUUUUUGAGAUAUUUUUGGAGGAAAUUGGAAAUAAUCAAGAAUAUCCUGUUCUUCUCGCAGUUGAUGAAAUCAAUGCAUUUUAUACUGACUCUAAAUAUUUUGAUGUCGAUGAUACUUUGUUGGAAGCUAAUAGAUUAUCACUUCCUCGGACAAUCUUGGAAUAUUUUUCUGGAAAAAAAGAUUUCACAUAUGGGGCAGUGAUUGGGGCUUUAUCACAAACUUUUAAACCAUUCAUUAGUAAACCAUUAGAAAUUGCACUUGGAUUAACUGAAGCAUCGCCAUGGAAACCUGUUUCUCGUACAAUUUUGCAGUACACGACAGGAUUACAAAAUUUUGACGUAAAAGGAUAUUCAAAAGACGAAGCAAAAGCUGUGAUAGACUAUUAUUACGAAAUGUCUAUAUUACCACAACCAAAGGAACAACUUUUUGUUAAACACUUUUUGGCAACAAAUGGAAAUCCAAGAAAAUUUUAUUUAGCAUGCUGGAAAGGAUUGUAAAUAAUUUGUUAUUUUGUACUAUUCUACAAAAGAUCCGAUUAAAGUAGAUAACCGACAAUUAAAAAUAAAAAGGGUUAAUUAUUUUUGAUAUAAAUAUGGAAAUUACGUAAUGAUUUUUAAUACGGGGA
Messenger RNA from Rhizophagus irregularis DAOM 181602=DAOM 197198, 1548 nucleotides. RefSeq names its product mitochondrial 37S ribosomal protein mS29. The record is from RefSeq and is a predicted model, not a curated record. Gene Ontology annotation, cellular component: mitochondrial small ribosomal subunit. Lineage: Eukaryota; Fungi; Glomeromycota; Glomeromycetes; Glomerales; Glomeraceae. Gene Ontology annotation, molecular function: structural constituent of ribosome.